AUGAUUGUCACCAUUUGUUCCCAUCCUUUAGAUUGGAUUCAAAGUUAUCAAACAAAUCAAGCGCUUAAGACAGGCGGCAGUGAUCGGUCAUUGUCUUCAUUGGCCACCAUUUAUGUGAUAACUCCUACUUAUGAUCGGUUCGUUCAGAAGGCAGAACUGAUCCGAUUGUCUCACACAUUGAUUUUGGCCCAAAAUAUCCAUUGGAUUCUCGUUGAAGACUCGCCACAAAAGACACAAUUAGUGACACAAUUCUUGAAACACAUCCAAAAUUAUGGUCACUUGAAAUACACUCAUUUGAAUGCAUUGACGCCAUCGGAGUAUAAGAUGAAGACAACUGAUCCAAAUUGGCUCAAACCGAGAGGUGUCUUACAAAGGAAUGCCGGCAUUGAUUGGAUCCGAGAGAACGCCCAUAUCGUGGACAAGAAGGGUGUCGUCUAUUUCGCGGACGACGACAACACUUAUGACUUGAAAAUAUUUGACGAAAUGCGUGACACGAGUGGAGUGUCCGUAUGGCCCGUCGGUCUUGUCGGAGGACUUCUUGUCGAGAGACCAAUUGUAACGAACGGAAGAGUCAAGUCAUGGAAUACGAUGUGGAAGAAAGAGAGACCCUUUCCGAUAGACAUGUCUGGGUUUGCCGUCAAUACACAGCUAUUACUCGACAAACCAAACGCCAAAUUCUCGCUUCGAGUCAGCCGUGGAUAUCAGGAAAGCUUUUUUAUACAGAAACUGGUCGAUAGUAUGGAUGAACUGCUCGGGUUUCGACUGUUAACGGUUCUUUAG
This is a messenger RNA of Medioppia subpectinata, 780 nucleotides long. Lineage: Eukaryota; Metazoa; Arthropoda; Arachnida; Sarcoptiformes; Oppiidae. The record is from the annotation of a GenBank genome assembly.